AUUUAUUGUGGCUCUUCUCUAAAAGUGUCUGCAACCAUGGCGUGUAUGAAACGCAAGCAUCUAGAGGAGUACUUGGAAAGCAUUGAGGUGUUUGAGAACCCUAAAGUGGAGCUGGAACAAUACCCAACAAAGCCACAUAUUGCGUCCCACAUGCUGUACACCAUGCAAGCAUCUUAUGGAGAUGUGCAAGGCAAAUUGGUAGCAGAUUUGGGAUGUGGCUGUGGGGCGCUCUCACUUGGAGCGGCAAUGCUUGGUGCUGGCACUGUUGUUGGCUAUGAUGUGGACCCUGAUGCCUUGGAAAUAUGGAGAGCUAACUGUGACGAAAUGGAGAUUGAUACAUGUGAAGCUGUGCUGUGUGAUCUGACACAGGGAUUCCCUUCGUAUUUAAGUCACAAGCAGUUUGACACCGUCAUAAUGAAUCCUCCUUUCGGCACCAAACGGAAAGGAGUCGACAUGGAAUUUCUUCAAAUGGCUCUACACCUCGCUAAUGGUGCAGUGUAUUCACUACACAAGACGUCGACUCGCGACCACGUUUUGGCAAGGGCUGAAAAGUGGGGUGCUAAAGGUGAAGUUCUUGCUGAGCUGAGAUAUGACUUACCAGCAUCAUAUAGGUUCCAUAAAAAGCAGUCUGUGGACAUAGAAGUGGACUUUAUUAGGUUUUCUUUCCCUAAAGCUAAAUGCUCCAAAGGAAAAAGCUGAGAUAUUUGAGGCGCACAGUUGUGAAAUAUUUUGUUGGCUUCAGUGUUGUUAACUAAAUGGAAGGUGUGAUUUUUAAGUGUAAUUUAAGUACAAAUAAUGGAUGAAAUAAAAUAAUUGGCUGACUGUUA
This is a messenger RNA of Thrips palmi, 827 nucleotides long. RefSeq names its product rRNA N6-adenosine-methyltransferase METTL5 (gene Mettl5). The record is from RefSeq and is a predicted model, not a curated record. Lineage: Eukaryota; Metazoa; Arthropoda; Insecta; Thysanoptera; Thripidae. Gene Ontology annotation, molecular function: nucleic acid binding; rRNA (adenine-N6-)-methyltransferase activity. Gene Ontology annotation, biological process: rRNA methylation. Bases 37 to 699 code for a protein of 220 amino acids. The transcript has 2 exons.